Molecule: messenger RNA, 1379 nt
Organism: Morone saxatilis (striped sea-bass)
Lineage: Eukaryota; Metazoa; Chordata; Actinopteri; Moronidae
Gene: selenbp1
Product: selenium binding protein 1
Molecular function (GO): selenium binding; protein binding
Source: RefSeq, a predicted model, not a curated record
AUGAAAGGACUUAAACUCCACCCUCCCAGUUUUGUUCACAAUGGUCCUGGUCUGAGAGUCGAGACUGUGUGAGAGCAGGACCUGCAGGAUCUGAUCAGACCAGGAGCUCAGUCAGCCAUGGCCUCAGCCAACUGUUCAGGAUGUGGACCAGGAUACCGCAGUCCACUGGAUGCUAUGAAGGGUCGUCGGGAGGAGAUCGUUUACCUGCCCUGCAUCUACCGCAACACUGACAUCCUUAAACCCGACUACCUCGCCACUGUUGACAUCGACCCCAAAUCCUCCACCUACUGCCAGGUCAUCCACCGGCUGCCGAUGCCGAACCUUCGUGACGAGCUGCAUCACUCUGGCUGGAACGCCUGCAGCAGCUGCUUUGGCGACGCCUCCAAGAAGAGAAACCGUCUGAUUCUACCGGCGCUCAUCUCCUCUAGAAUCUAUGUGGUUGAUGUCGGGACAAACCCCAGAGCUCCUCAGAUCCACAAGAUAGUGGAGCCUAUCAAUCUGUACUGGAAGUGUGGUCUGGCAAACCCUCACACCACCCACUGUCUGGGCAGCGGUCAGAUCAUGAUCAGCUGUAUGGGAGACCCGUGCGGCAACGGCAAAGGUGGUUUUGUCCUGCUGGAUGGUGAGACGUUCGAGGUAGUCGGUAACUGGGAGCACCCGGGUGAAGCGGUGCCCUUUGGAUAUGACUUCUGGUACCAACCUCGGCACAAUGUGAUGAUUAGCAGUGAAUGGGGUGCACCUAAAUCUCUGGUUGAUGGUUUUAAUCCAGCCCACGUCAAAGAAGGUCACUACGGCAGCUCCCUCCACAUCUGGGACUGGACCACCCACAGGAGGCUGCAGACACUCGAUCUGGGUGAGGAGGGUGCAAUUCCCCUGGAGGUCCGAUUUCUGCACGACCCUGAUGCCACCGAGGGCUACGUGGGAUGUGCUCUGCAGGGAACAGUCUUCAGAUUCUACAAAACACCAAAAGGAGACUGGGCUGCAGAGAAGGUGAUCAGUGUUCCCAGUAAGAAGGUAGAGGGGUGGGCGCUGCCUGAGAUGCCUGGACUGAUCACUGACAUCCUGAUCUCACUGGACGACCGUUUUCUUUACUUCAGUAACUGGCUGCAUGGUGACGUCAGACAGUAUGACAUCACAGACAGGAGGAACCCGCGAUUGGUCGGCCAGGUGUUUCUAGGAGGAAGUAUCAUCCGUGACGGUCCGGUCAAAGUCCUGGUAGACCUCGAGAACCAGCCGCAGCCCCCCCCACGCAUCAUCAAGGGGAAGCGUAUCCCUGGAGGUCCUCAGAUGUUACAGUUGAGUUUAGACGGACGGAGACUUUAUCUGACGACGUCUCUCUACAGCGCCUGGGACAAACAGUUCUACCCCGACAUGAUCAA